Molecule: messenger RNA, 1815 nt
Organism: Didymosphaeria variabile
Lineage: Eukaryota; Fungi; Ascomycota; Dothideomycetes; Pleosporales; Didymosphaeriaceae
Exons: 2
Coding region: 1-1815 (604 amino acids)
Biological process (GO): proteolysis
Molecular function (GO): tripeptidyl-peptidase activity; serine-type endopeptidase activity
Source: RefSeq, a predicted model, not a curated record
AUGCGAGGCUCAAUCAUCUUUUCGGCGAUUCUGCUGGGCUUGUCAUCUGCAAAGCCUACCCUGAGUCGCCGUUAUGUGGUCAAGGAGAGCCAUGCUGUUCCCUCGGAGUUCUCUCGUGUUGGAGACGCACCAGGCCAUCAUAUGAUGCGUCUGCAAGUUGCCGUAAAGCAAGGUCAAUUCGAGGUAUUGGAGGAGCAUCUGUGGGAAAUCUCUGAUCCUGAUAAUGCUCGCUACGGUAAACACCUGAGCCUUGCUGAAGUCAACGAGCUGGUCAAGCCGACGGAUGAGUCGACCGAUCUUGUUCGCGAAUGGCUGCACGAACAUGUUUCACCGGAACACAUUGAGGCCAGUCCAGCUGGCGACUUCUUGUCUUUCACGCUGUCAAUUGCCCAAAUUGAAGAGAUGCUCCAGACCAACUACUCCGUCUAUCAGCACGAGGAUGGUUCGAAAUUGGUGAGAACACCCGAGUGGAGCCUCCCGCUGCAUUUGCACGAGCAUAUCUCGGCUGUACAGCCGACUACGGCUUUCAUCCGCACUGUGCCGCAGGCAAAGACAUACUUGUCUGUCCCUGGAAAAGCAGAAGUUCCCACAGUACAGGCAUCGUAUGGCGACAAGCCCACCGUAGAGAAAGUGUGCGAUACGGCCGGUGUGACACCACUUUGUCUGAGAACUCUCUACGGCACAGUAGACUACAAGCCUAAAGCAGCUGGCCGCAACCAAAUCGGACUGGCGAACUACCUCGGCGAACUGAACAACCGUUCAGAUGCCGCCAUCUACCUGAAGAACUACCGCCCCGAAGCUAUCUCCGGCGCCUACACCUUCAAGCAGAUCUCUAUUGCCAAUGGAACCAUACAGCAAACACCCAAUACACCCGAGCAGCUUGCAGCCCGCACCGGUGUCGAAGGCGCUCUCGAUGUUCAGACCAUCCUAGGCGUGUCAUGGCCGACUCCACUCCUCGCAUGGUCCACCGGCGGCAACCCGCCUCCCUUCACCCCUGACGCAGAUAAUCCAGAAGUGGACAACGAACCGUACCUCACGUGGGUGAACUACGUCCUGCGCCAGCCCUUCGUGCCCCAAGUCAUCUCCAACUCCUACGAAGACAACGAACAAACAGUUCCAUUCUCCUACGCUAAAGUCGUCUGUUCACAAUUUGCGCAACUCAGCGCUCGUGGCGUUUCCAUCCUUUUCGGCAGCGGCGACGGCGGUGUAGGCGGUGUUCAGCCUGGAGGAUCCUGCAAGUCCAACGUCGACAACAGCACUCGCUUCAUCCCUCUCUUCCCAUCAAGCUGUCCGUACGUAACUUCGAUCGGAGCAACCGUAGGCUUCAACCCGGAAGUCGCGGCCUACGAUCCGAGGAACCAAUUCUCCACUGGCGGCGGCUUCUCGAAUUACUUUCCCCAGCCAGCGUGGCAGUCCAAAGCCGUGGCUUCCUACCUGCACACCCUCGGCGAUGAGUUUUCGGGCUUGUACAACAAGAGUGGGAGAGCGUACCCUGAUUUGUCCGUGUAUGGCGUUAACUAUACCAUCAUCUGGAACGGGACUUUGAGACGCGUGGAUGGUACAAGUGCCGCGACGCCUACGGCUGCGGGAAUCUUUGCGCUGCUGAACGAUGCGCUCAUUGCGCGAGGGAAGCCUAGCUUGGGAUUCUUGAACCCGUGGUUGUACAAGAAAGGCAAGGCUGCAUUUGUGGAUGUUACUAGUGGAAGUGCGCUUGGAUGUAACAUGACGGGAUUUUCUGCUGCUGAAGGCUGGGAUCCAGUGACCGGAUUUGGGACUCCGCGGUUCGAUAAGUUAUUGAAGGCUGUGGGGCUGUGA